GCUAGGUAUUAAAGCAUCUGCAUCUUGGAGAGAAACAAGCCCUGUCACCCCAGAGGGCAUCCCUCUUGCCGCUCUCUCCCAGUUCGGGGAGGAUUGAGUGACAGCAGAUCCGAAAACAAAAGAAAAAGAAAAACGGAAUCAUGGCAAGACAGCAAGGGGCACCCAGAUUUGGGACCGCAGGAGUUCUGCUGCUGCUUUUGGCUACCCUGAUGAUUCAAAGAGGGAUCUGCAAGCAGUGGCAUUAUGGAUAUAAUUCUUGUGAGAAUGACCAGCAGAUAAUACCCGACAGAGGUUAUCAUAUGACCCGUUCCCAUUGGGUAUGUGGGCGACCAAUCACCCUGAAUAGAAAUGUCGGGGGUGAGGACUCUGUGGAAGGUGAAUGGCCAUGGCAGGUCAGUGUGAAGAAGAUGGGCAAGCAUAUCUGUGGAGGGGCUUUGAUAACCCAUGAUUGGAUUGUGACCGCAGCACAUUGCUUCCCACCAGAAGGUGAUCUCUCCCAAUACUCCGUGCUGCUAGGGGCCAACAAACUGGAGAAUUCCUGGCCCCACAAACAGUCCAUAGGAGUUGGAGACAUAAUCAGAAAUCCCCGCUAUGCAGGGGAGGCCACAAGCGGAGACAUCGCCUUGGUGAGGCUGAUCUUCCCAGUGAGAUUCACCAAUUACAUCAUCCCAAUCUGUGUACCUGCACCCAACGUGGACUUUCCUGCAGGCAUGAUGUGCUGGGUCACUGGCUGGGGAGAUAUCAGUGAAGGACAGGAUCUGCCUUCUCCAAAGAAGCUCCAGAAGCUUCAGGUGCCCAUAAUAGAUCUUCAGACCUGCAGACGGCUCUAUAGUAUUGACAUGGGACCAAAUCUGCCCCAGAAACCCAUCCAGGACGACAUGAUGUGUGCCGGGUAUGCUGAGGGUAUGAAGGACACGUGUAAGGGUGAUUCUGGUGGCCCACUGAUGUGCAAGAUAAACCAGGAAUGGCUGUUGGCUGGUAUUGUCAGCUGGGGAGAAGGCUGUGCUGAGAAGAACCGCCCUGGCGUGUACAUCCGCCUUACCGCAUACCACGACUGGAUUCACAGGAUUAUCCCCAAUUUGGAAUUUGUUGAACCUAGGAGGGGUUACAACACCAGGAUCAGGAAUCAAGGCACUUCUGGAGCUGUUGGGAGGGGACAGGCCUUCAUAACUGCUCUGCUACAGGUUUUGGUGUGGACCCUUAUUCAUAUCUUGCCAUAGGAUCUGUGGGAAAAAGAAGUUAUAAGUGGUCAAGUGCUGCGGGGUUACCUCUCAUCUCAUCUUUCUCCCAUUUCUUGGUCACUCCUAACUUCAUCUGCCCAGGAUUCUAUCCACUUGGCCGUGAGCAGCACUUGCACAGGGAGAUACAAAUGAAGUGAGGGCAUGGAUGUCUCUGCAGACGUAGAGAUGGUUUGGGGCUUCCUUCUCAGCAGAGGGAUGCAACACCCUUUCUCAUGAGCCCUACUAGCCACUGUCUCCUUUCUUGCCAGAAAACUUUUACAUAUGUAUGGUGCAAUCAGAAAUCAUGGGUAGCUGGGACUGGGGAGCUGGUGGUCUCUGGAAUCAUCAUAUGCCUGUUGCUGGGUGAUGCC
Molecule: messenger RNA, 1591 nt
Organism: Podarcis raffonei (Aeolian wall lizard)
Lineage: Eukaryota; Metazoa; Chordata; Lepidosauria; Squamata; Lacertidae
Product: serine protease 27-like
Exons: 6
Coding region: 141-1220 (359 amino acids)
Biological process (GO): proteolysis
Molecular function (GO): serine-type endopeptidase activity
Source: RefSeq, a predicted model, not a curated record